AAGCACAUUAACAACAACCUCUUAUAAUUGAUAGCCAGCUCCUUGUAUUAAAAGGAGCUAGCCAGCCCUCUCUUCGUCACCCCAUGAAUCCAUUCAUCCCCUGAUUCUUACUCUUCUUUUCCAUCACAUAUAUAGAGUGGAUAUAUAUACAUAUUUUCAAGUGUAAAGCAUGAACAGAGAAGAGGGCAGAUUAUUUGUGGUCAAUGGACGGGCGGAGAUUGAUACAAGAGCACCAUUCAAGUCUGUCAGAGAAGCAGUGGUCUUGUUCGGGGAAAGAGUUUUAGCUGGGGAAAUCUAUGCCAACAAGCUCAAAGAGAUGCGAACAGGAGGGCGAGAGAAUGGACAGGCUGCUCCCUCCAGAUUUGGAGCCUUAACAGCUGAGCUUGAGGAAACAAAGCAAAGCCUCCAAAAAGCAAGAGAAGAUGGUAACUUGAUGACCUACAGUAUAAAAUCUCUAAGAGAAGAACUUGAAGAAACAAAGAAAGAGCUACAACGAUUAAGGGCAAGAGAAAGAAUGCAUAAAAAACAACCAGUACUUGAUGAUCCAGAGAUUGAAGACAUCAAGUUCGUUGAAAAUGCAACCAAAAUGGAGAUGAUCAAGAACCAUACUGGUAUUGAAGAACCUACAGACUUUCAAAAGAAGAGAAGUGUGAAAUUCGCUAGUCCUCCUUCAUUGGCUAAGGUUAUUGUUUCGAAAGAGGAAGUGCUAGAGAGACCUCACUCUUUUAGAAGGAUGGCCAAGAAAAGGUCUCCAAUCCCCCUUCUAGGAUGGUUAUUUUCAAAAAAGAAAGGAACCCAGGACGAUGAGCCUCCUAGAUAAUAUUGAGAAGCUGCUCGUAGAUGGAAGUUUAAAUUCUCGUGUGGUCUCCAAGAAUGAGAAGUCUCCUUGGGCUUCAUAGUAAUGGCGGCGAGAAAAUAACCAAAUACCAAUGCAAGCCACUUUUAGGCGUCCAUUUCUUCGUGUCUUUUUUUUCCACGUGUUAAAAAAAUUGUUUCUAAUAAACUCAACACAAUUUUGUAAGGUUGGAAUUCUUUCUUUAAUGUAAGGUUGUGAGAUGGGUUUGGGCCUAGUUCCAGAAGUUUUAAAAGUUUGUAAUAAAAAAAUCCAAAUUUUCAAUCUUAUAU
Molecule: messenger RNA, 1125 nt
Organism: Populus euphratica (Euphrates poplar)
Lineage: Eukaryota; Viridiplantae; Streptophyta; Magnoliopsida; Malpighiales; Salicaceae
Product: WEB family protein (DUF827)
Exons: 2
Coding region: 170-820 (216 amino acids)
Biological process (GO): chloroplast accumulation movement; chloroplast avoidance movement
Cellular component (GO): cytosol
Source: RefSeq, a predicted model, not a curated record